AAGGGGCUAUAUAAGCAGCUGCGCCGCCAGCUCUCAGCGUACAUCGUGCUGGGACUUUGAAACAUUGUGCUGCCUUUGCACUCAUUGAGGACCGAACAAAAUGGCAUCAGAUGAGGGAAAGCUCUUUGUUGGUGGACUGAGUUUUGAUACCAAUGAACAGUCACUGGAGCAAGUCUUUUCUAAAUACGGACAGAUAUCUGAAGUGGUCGUGGUGAAAGACAGAGAGACCCAGAGGUCCAGAGGCUUUGGGUUUGUCACUUUUGAGAACAUAGAUGAUGCUAAAGAUGCAAUGAUGGCUAUGAAUGGAAAGUCUGUUGAUGGGCGUCAGAUUAGAGUUGACCAGGCAGGUAAAUCAUCCGAAAACAGAUCCCGUGGAUACAGAGGGGGUUCAUCAGGUGGCAGAGGCUUUUUCCGUGGAGGCAGAGGUCGGGGGGGCCGUGGCUUCUCUAGAGGAGGUGGAGACAGAGGCUAUGGAGGAAGCAGAUUCGAUUCCAGAAGUGGUGGAUAUAAUGGGUCUAGAGACUACUAUAGCAGCAGCAGGAAUCAAGGUGGCUAUGGUGACAGGUCUUCAGGAGGGUCCUACAGAGACAACUAUGACAGUUACGCUACACACAACGAGUAAAAAUCCUUCCUGACUCAAGAUCGUCCUUCCAAUGGCUGUAUUUAUAAAGAUUUUUGGAGCUUCGCUGAAAUCGUUAUUGUGUAGUACAUCUACUUGUAUUUUCACUUUUGUAGUAUUAUCAGUUCUGAUCUUGUCAAACACAGCCUGACAGCUUCUGAUAUAAGAUGGUCUGAUUAGACUUUUCUUUAAGAAAGCUCUGUUUCCAAGUGUUUUUAAUCUUUUUUGAAAGCACUACGGAUUUUAUUUUAUCCUCUGUGAUAAGCCAAGGUGUUUUUUUAAAAGUUGUGAAGUUGGGGCCCUAAUUCAGUUUUUUGAGAUAGAAAAGGACCUUUAAUUCAAUGUUCACUGGAAGCUGAACAAGCUGUGGACUUUAUAUUUUUUUUUAAAGUGCAUUACCUUCGUCUCUUGUAACAUUCCUUUAGUGUAGCAAGGUAGGCAUGCAGCCUGGGUGUAAAUUGGAAGGCAAACCACCUUGAUAUACUUAAAGAGAAACUUGCUUGUAUGUUCAACCUGCAUAACGGUAUUUUUACUGUAUGAUGUAAAUUACCCAGAAAUAGACUCUCGCAAACUUACCAUAAAAGAGGUUCUUGAAAAUGUUUAUUUAUAUUGUCCUUUUUUUACUGGAAGAAAUAUGCAUAUUCCAUUGAUAUUGUAUUUGAAGUGGUAAAGGAUUCUUGUAUACAGUUUUCUUUGGCUUUACGAAGCCUAUUAAAAGACCGUCUGAAAUG
Messenger RNA from Emys orbicularis (European pond turtle), 1350 nucleotides. It is a transcript of the gene CIRBP, whose product is annotated as cold inducible RNA binding protein. Lineage: Eukaryota; Metazoa; Chordata; Testudines; Emydidae. The record is from RefSeq and is a predicted model, not a curated record. Gene Ontology annotation, cellular component: spliceosomal complex. Bases 101 to 622 code for a protein of 173 amino acids. Gene Ontology annotation, molecular function: RNA binding. Gene Ontology annotation, biological process: positive regulation of mRNA splicing, via spliceosome. The transcript has 7 exons.